Melanotaenia boesemani (Boeseman's rainbowfish) is the source of this 1276-nucleotide messenger RNA. RefSeq names its product protein Wnt-8a-like. Gene Ontology annotation, cellular component: extracellular region. Gene Ontology annotation, biological process: canonical Wnt signaling pathway; multicellular organism development; neuron differentiation. NCBI's taxonomy places the organism in Eukaryota, Metazoa, Chordata, Actinopteri, Atheriniformes, Melanotaeniidae. The record is from RefSeq and is a predicted model, not a curated record. Bases 175 to 1227 code for a protein of 350 amino acids. Gene Ontology annotation, molecular function: frizzled binding; cytokine activity. The transcript has 6 exons.
AGCGCCAUCCUUUGAAGUGCGCAUAGAGGCGUUUCCUGAACUGGUCGCCCAAUCAGCUUCCUCUGGCUUCGGGAACAAAGAACAAGAGUCCCAUUUGUUCCUCUAUCAAAUAAAGAGGAAAGUUACAGCACACCGGGACAAAACAGCAAGAUCUCCGUUGGCUAAACGCUACAUAUGAAAAUGAUGCAUUCAGUAUUUUGGCUCUUGCUUCUGCAUUUCAGAAUACACCCGGGACAUGCUUGGGUGGCCAGUAACUUUCUUAUGACGGGGCCAAAGGCCCAUUUUACCUUUGCAAGAAGCGUGCAGGUGGGCACCCAGAGAGGGAUUGAAGAGUGUAAACACCAGUUUGCGUGGGACAGAUGGAAUUGUCCUGACAGCGCAACCCAGCUGAAAGGUCUGAGACUAGCCACCAGAGAGACGUCAUUCAUCCAUGCCAUCAGUGCAGCAGGAGUCAUGUACACCCUCACUAGGAACUGUAGUAUGGGAGAUCUUGAAAACUGUGGCUGCGAUGUUUCAAAUAAUGGAAAAACUGGUGGUAGAGGAUGGUUAUGGGGUGGAUGCAGUGAUAACGUGGAUUUUGGGGAGAGGAUUUCCAGACAGUACGUGGAUGCGCAGGAGUCAGGGCAAGACUCCAGGGCUGCAGUCAACCUGCACAACAACGCUGCUGGACGGCAGGCCGUGACAGCAACAAUGAAGCGCAUCUGCAGAUGUCAUGGCAUGUCUGAGAGCUGCAGCGUUCAAACAUGCUGGACGCAGCUGUCUGAUUUUAGAGAAAUCGGCAAUUAUUUAAAAAUUAAACACGGUCAAGCUCAAAAACUGGACAUUGACAAGAAGCGGAUGCGAGCAGGAAACAGCGCGGACAACCGAGGAGCCAUCGUGGACGCAUUCGGCGGGAUAGCCCAGACAGAGCUCAUCUACCUGGAGGAUUCUCCGGACUACUGCAAGAGAAACACAAGCCUGGGGCUUCAGGGCACGGAGGGCCGGGACUGUCUGCAGCAAGGAGACGGUUUGACCCAGUGGGAGAGAAGGAGCUGCCGCAGGUUGUGUCACGAGUGCGGCCUGAAGGUGGAGGAGAGGCGGACGGAGGUGGUGAGCAGCUGCAACUGCAAGUUCCACUGGUGCUGCAGGGUGAACUGCGAGGACUGUUCUCAGGUCAUAGUCAAGCAUGUGUGCGCCAGGAGAGACAGCGGGGACGGGUUUAGACGGAGAUAUCGUGGACCCAAAUGAAAAUAAUUCAGUUUUUAUGUACCUAUAAUCUAUAUUUGUGCACUUUGAA